GCACAAGUGGAUGGAACGCAGGUCAAAUAGCUCUCGCGUUAUCGAGGUAUGGACAUCAAAACAAUAGUCCCGCGGGCAAAACCCAGACUUGUAUCCAACUCGUUUCGUUAAGUAUCAAGAUCCUUAAAUCUAUUUUAAAUAUUGAAUUAUAGAUUCCAAUUAAUAAGGUCUGACAAACUCAAGGCAGUGUCUCGCGCAAUGACAUAAAAAGCUUGGGUGAUUAGCAAUGACGUGAAUGGUAAAACUCCUACAAGAACUGCCAAGACGUAACCGUUCGAUAAAUUGCCAUGAUCAGAUAUAAUCUACCUUUUCAACAGGAAAUUGCAGAGCCGUUAUCUUUAUCGGAUAGUUUGCACUGAUCACGGCGUUGGGUUUACUCUUCUGAAAUAGCCUAUAGACCGAAUUCGCUCGCUCGGAUCACAACUCGAUAAUUUCACACUGCAGACCUUCGAUUUCACGGGCGCGGGAGACACUGGUGAAUUUGGAAAUUUCGAUAAGGAGUUGUUUAGGACUGGAGGGGUACGGCAAAGUUUGGCGUCAGUUGCAGAAGGCGAGAGAGGAUGGUUUCGCACCUGUUCCUAAUUGGAUUGUGUAUCCUAGUGACAGGUUUAUCACGGGGAACAGCAGAGUCCGAUACAACAAAUUCAGAACUCACUACAGAUGAACCAGAUGACCCGGAUGGACCGACAGCUGCGCCAGAUUAUAUCAUAUAUUUAGAUGAUACCCCCUGUCUCCUAGCAACUAUAAACGUAACACUACGAAUAAAUUAUAAAGCACAGUCGGGGAUUUUCAAUGAGAUUAACAACAAAGAAGUGCUGUUAUCAAUGGACGAGAGCGCGGUCGUGAACGGCAGUUGCGAGGGCAACGUCAGUUUCCUUUCGAUGACGUGGUGGGACGGACUUCUGGGACUCAACUUCACCUUUAUAAAAGAGGAGACGCCAGUGUCAAACAGCGUAGUACGAGGCGAGUGGUGGGCCACCGAGAUACACCUGUCCUACGAUACUUCCAACAGUUCCGUAUUCCCAGAGGCUAUACAAGUUUCAGGGGGCAUUGAAGACCUGGCAAAAGAUGACCUUGAACUUUUCAAGUCGCCGUUAGGAAUGUCCUUCUUCUGCGAUUCACAAGAACGGAUAACAAUAGGGAGCCGUGAAAAUGCCGCCAUUGUGGCAUUCCGCCAUGUUCAUAUACAGCCCUUUCUUGUCAAAUCAGGGAUGUUUUCUACAGCGAGAGUGUGUAACGAGGAUGUGGAGAUAGUGUUGGACAAGAAGCAGGCCUACCUUGUCCCCGUUAUUGUUGCUUGUUGCCUAGGAGCCAUCUGCAUUAUGGUUGUCAUUGGAUACGCCAUCAGUCGCAAAGUGAACAGAUACCAUGACCAGUCUUCAUACAAACCAAUGGAUUAGUGACACGUCACGUGAUAAACCAACGCUACAACCAAAUCAAAGCGUCCUGGAUUGCGAAAUAACUUCAGCAAAACCAUAUAUAUGACUAUACAGAAAAAUGCUUUGCUUAUAAUCAGAAUAUAUGAUACAAUUUGACAAGAAAUCGGGUUGAAGUUUGCUUUAACUAAUAAUUGUAACAAUGUGAUGCUUCUUUUCAGAUUACGCAACACAUUCUUCAAAAUGAAAUGAUGAAUGAUAAUUUUGUAAAUAUAAUUAUAUUAACUGAGGGUCAAAAGAAAGUAUACCAAUCAUGUAUUUUUCGAAAUGGUAAAAACUACAAAAACAAAAGUUGAUGCAAACGUAUUUCGAAUGUAUGAUCCUUUGAAAUGAUAUACUGAAGAAUUACCUUCAAAUAUCAGCAUCACAGUGCUCCAACAGCACUUGGGGGUAAAAUGGGCGACUUCACAUAACAACACUCAUGAAGGAGAUUGAAAAAACAUUAUCAUAACUAGCGUGUGCGAUGGCGGACAGAGAUCGUUAGGCGUCUAAUGACGUCAUCAGAAAUUGCCCUCUCAGUGCCUGAACAAACUGAUAACUGUUCAUUUGUGGAUUUGGGAGGGCGUUGAAUUCCAUGGCCACAUUGGUACAUCCGUUUUGAGAAAAUCAGAAAAAAGCACAUGUUUCCAGUUGCGACCUUGAACGUCGAUGUUGCCUCGUCAAGGUCAUUCCUCUGAAUGGUCGAUGGGCCCUGAUAGCAUGCUGGUGACGUACUGUGUGACGACUGAUUGCACGCCCAAGCGUGAUAUGGUUCAGGGACUGUGAUAAAUACUACCUUACCAUGUCCUAGCAUGCUUUACUGUUGACUGAUGACUUUAUAUAUGGUCAUCUUACAGUACAGCAUCGCCCAAACGCAGUAAUCUGUUACAAUUGUUACGUUACAUUACUGGAAUCUAACCUUCCAUGAACGUCAUUUGGGUUUUUCUUUCUAGCACAGAUUUUUCGGUAUACUUUCUAUUGAUCGUCAGUUUUUACCAACAUUAUAUUAUACACUUACCAUUUAUAAGCAUUAUUUCUUAAUAAUUGAGUCUUUCAUGGUAGAACAGAUGUAUAUCAAUGUCUGAAAAGUGGAAGGGAAAUGAACGGAGAAUAUGCUUUAAUAGAUUAGAAAUGACCAAGUGAUACUUGAGCCACGUUUUUAUGUUUCCGCGAAAUAGUGUUCAACUGCCCUUCCAUAUUUGGAUGUCUAUGGUUGUGAUUAGUGUAUGCCGUGUGAGUAUUAAUGUAGUACAUGACUGUAGAGUUGUAGUGUUAAGUAGAGUGAAACGGUUACCUAGGUGUGUGUAGUCACGCUAGAACUUGGCUAUUGCGUCUCAUUGAAACUGGGGCAAAGUGGUUACAAUGGUCAAGUUAUUGUUAUGGAGCGUUUCAGAUCAUAUGCAUGUACAUGCUGCAUGAUUGUAACUUACGAUUGGAUAUCGAACUGUAUCUGAGAUCAGUAUGAUCCUGUAACCACGUAAGAAAAUGAUGAUGAUGAUGAUGAUGAUGAUGAUUUUGAUUUUUUCUUGCAGCUUAUGGCAGCUUAUUGUAUGUCCUUUGCCGAAAAAGAUAUCUGUUACUAUAUGAACUGCCAGAAUGGAGAGUGUUUAAAGACGUAUUGUAUCUUUGGAAAACAAUAACUAGAUUCACCAUUGCAUGGAACGUAUUUGAAUAGUUCAGUCUUUUGUCUCGUCAUCAUUUCCACAUGAAUGAAAGUACAUUGGCCUUUUGCUUCAACGCCACGAGGAACUUUUAAGACUGUAUGGGCAUUUGGAGAGGAAACGCCGUUGUAGGAUUUCAACAAUGCUUACUAUACUUUGUUAAAAGUGGCGAUCAACCAACAGCGGCAAGUGUGUGUCCAGGAACACGUUUCUGUGAGAAGGAUGUGAAGGGAUUUUAAGGUGCAACUAUUUGAUUCCAAACGACCCCACAUUUACUAACUGACAACACGGUGAAGAUCGAAAGAUCGAUAUGGGAUUAAAAAAGUUUUGAACCCACCACCUCCACACCCACCCUCAACUCACGCACGCACGCACGU
Molecule: messenger RNA, 3453 nt
Organism: Haliotis rufescens (red abalone)
Lineage: Eukaryota; Metazoa; Mollusca; Gastropoda; Lepetellida; Haliotidae
Exons: 7
Coding region: 561-1400 (279 amino acids)
Cellular component (GO): membrane
Source: RefSeq, a predicted model, not a curated record